AUGGAUGACGAAAAUAUUGAAAAAUAUAUUCAACAUAUAAUCGAUAUAAAAGAAACAAGUUUAAAUUUAAGUAAUCGUUCGUUACGUGCUGUACCAUUGUCUGUUAGUUUAUGUUCAUUUCUUCAGAAUCUCUAUUUAAAUAAUAAUGAACUUAUUAUUCCGCCUACGGAACAAUUAUCAUCAUUGAUCAAUUUAGAAACUCUUUCAUUAGAACACAAUCAACUAACAAUUUUACCAGAUACACUAUGGAAUUUAACAUCAUUAACACGUUUAAAUCUUAGUCAUAAUCCACUUGGUCAAAUAUCAUUACAAUUAGGUCAAUUAAAAAAUCUUCAUGAAUUAUGGUUAACAAAUAUAAAUUUAUAUGAUAUACCAUUAAAUAUAUUUAAUAAUUUAAAUCAAUUAGAAAAAUUAUCACUAAAAUCAAAUCAUUUGCGACGAUUACCAACCGAUAUAGGACAUUUAAUAGAACUUCAUUGGUUAAGUCUUGAAGAUAAUGAAUUAAAUGACUUACCAGAUUGUUUACAAGAUUGUCUAAAUUUAUCAUAUCUUAAUUUAAAUGGAAAUCAUUUUAUUCAUAUUCCAUCUGUCAUUGGAAAAAUUUCAUCAUUAAAUAUUGUUUGUUUACAACGAAAUGCUAUUGCCGAAAUAGAUGAUGAUACAUUAUUAAUGUUUUCAAAUAUGACAAAAGUUGAUCUAAGAGAAAAUCCAUUAGUUGAUAAACCGAAACAUUGGAAAGGUUUAGAAUUUAUUAAAGUUGGCCGUUGUAUUGAUGUAACUUCACUUGAUGAAGAGAAUGAUGAAAAUUGUUCUGAAUCAUUAGGUUCUAGUCAAGAUGGCAAUGUAGAAAAGAAAACAAAUAGAAAAUCGAUGAUGAGUGACGAUGGAAAACCUACAGGUGAUGAAAAAACAACAUCAAGUAACAAGCUUGAAUCAAUGUCACAAGAUGAAUUAAUAAAAUUAGUUAAAAGUCAAAUUUUAUUAAAGAAAAAACUUGAAUCUAAAAUAAGUGAUUUACAAACUUCUAAUAUAAGUUUAUGUCAAACUGAAGAGCAACUUCGUAAUGAAUUCGAAGAUGAACAAUUAAAAACGAAAAACUUAAUCAUCGAUCUUGAUCAAUAUAAAAUCAAUGAAUCAAAACUUCGACAAGAACUUAAUAUAUCACGUGAAUCAUCAGAAUGUUUACAGUUACAAAAUGAAUCAUUGAAAUCAUCAUGUAAAAAUCUUCAAGAUGAAGUAUCGAAUCUUCAAAAUGAACUUUCAAAUCUUCGUUCAUCCUCAACUAAUGCUGUGCAAGAUUUAAUCAAUAAAUUAACUGAAACUCAAAAUACGGUUGAAAACCUUCUAAAUGAACAACAUUCAGUUGAACAAGAGAAAAUUCAUCUAAAACAGUCUAUUGAAAGUUUAGAAUUGGAAAUCCAUGAUUUAAGAUUAAAAUUUAGUUCAUUUGAUAAAGAUAAACAAUUAAUGGAAGAAGAACUCAAUAACUUAAGAUCUCAAUUAAGUACAUCUGAUAAUGAUAAAUUGUUAAGUGAAGAAUUAAAUGAACUAAGAUUAAAAUCCGAUAAAGAAAAACAAUUAAUGGAAGAAGAGCUCAAUAAUUUAAGAUCUAAUUUGAGCACAUUUAAUAAAGAUAAACAGUUGAUGGAAGACGAACUCAAUGAGUUAAGAUCUAAAUCAAGUUCAUUUGACAACGAUAAACAAUUAUUAGAAGAUCUCAACCACUUAAGAUCAAAAUCGAGUACAUUUGAUAAAGAUAAACAACUAUUGGAAGAAGAACUGAACGAUCUCAGAUUAAAAUGCAGUUCAUUUGAUACGGAUAAACAAUCAAUGGAAGAGGAACUGAAUGAUCUCAGAUUAAAAUGCAGUUCGUUUGAUAAGGAUAAGCAAUCAAUGGAAGACGAACUGAAUGAUCUCAGAUUAAAAUGCAGUUCAUUUGAUAAGGAUAAACAAUCAAUGGAAGAGAAACUGAACGAUCUCAGAUUAAAAUGCAGUUCGUUUGACAAGGACAAACAAUCAAUGGAAGACGAACUGAACGAUCUCAGAUUAAAAUGCAGUUCAUUUGAUAAGGAUAAACAAUCAAUGGAAGAGGAACGGAACGAUCUCAGAUUAAAAUGCAGUUCGUUUGACAAGGAUAAACAAUCAAUGGAAGAGGAACUCAAUAAUUUAAGAUCAAAAUUAAGUAUACUUGAUAAAGAUAAACAACUGAUAGAAGAAGAAUUCAAUAAUUUAAAAUCAGAAAGAAGUUCAUAUGAUAAAGAUAAACAAAUUAUGGAAGAAGAACUCAAUGAAUUAAGAACUAAAUUGAACACAUUUAAUAACGAUAAAAAGUUGAUGGAAGAAGAAAUCAAUGCUCUAAGAUCAAAAUCCUGUUCAUUUGAUAAUGAUAAACAAUUAAUGGAAGAAGAACUCAAUUACUUAAGAUCAAAACCCAGUUCAUAUGAUAACGAUAGACAGAUUAUGGAAGAAGAACUCAAUAACUUAAGAUCUCAACUGAGCACAUUUAAGAAAGAUAAACAGUUAAUGGAAGAAGAACUUAAUGAUUUACGAUUAAAGACCAGUUCAUUCGAUAGAGAUAAACAAUUAAUGGAAGAGGAACUCAACAACUUACGAUCAAAAUUAAGUACAUGUGAUAACGAUAAACAAUUACUAGAAGAAGAAUUCAACAACUUAAGAUCCAAAUUAAGUACAUAUGACAACGAGAAACAGUUGAUGGAAGGAGAACUCAAUGGUUUAAGAUCAAAACAGAGUAUAUUUGAUAAGGAUAAGCAAAUAAUGGAAGAAGAAAUGAAUAAUUACCGGAAAAAAAUAGAAACUUUUGAAAUAGAAAAUACUGAAUUAAAGAAAACUCAACAACGAUUAUUAGAAACUCCAAUGCAUCAAUCAAAUGAAAAUUUUGAUGAAAUUAUUUCUCAACAUAUCGCUUCUUUUCUUAAUCGUACUGACGAAGAAGCACAACAUAUAUCAAAGAUAUUAUCAGAUAUUCCAACAUUACUUCAAUCAAUGAGAAUAACAAACUAUAAAAGUGAAGAGUUUUCUAAUCAAUUAAAUCUUGAAAGUCUUCUUCGUUUAUGUUCAUUAUUAAUUGAAAGAUGUGAAGUUUUACAAAAUGAUAAUAUAUUAAAUAAUUCAUCAAUAAAUAAGGAACUUCUUUCAAUUACUCAAAAUGAUAAUUAUGAACAAUGUCGAUUAUUAAUUCAUCGACAAGAUCAUCCUGGAUUAGAUACACUUUUUCAAUAUCUUCAUUCAUGGAUGAAUCAAUCAAAUGAUUCAAAUGAUUGGGAACUUCGUCUGGCAAAACCCAUUGAUCAGAGCACAAAUCCAUACAUUCGAUUAGAAUUAAAUGAUUUCAAAUUUGUUCCCGAACAAAUCGAACAUGAACUUACACAAGUACGUUUUCAACUUGAUCAAUUAUCAAAAGAGAAUGAAGAACAACGCUGUGAAAUUGCUAAUUUCGAAGACAGUCUUCGUUCUUUUGAACAAUUAAAAGAACAAUAUGCAGAAAAAUGUGAGAAAACAAAUCAAUUACAAAAUAUUAUUAAUCAAGAAACUAUCGAUAAAACGAAAUUUGAUCAACUUGAAUCAUUAUAUAAAGAGCUUCAACAAAAAUAUGUUCAUCUCGAACAAAUCAAAUCUGAAUAUGAUUUAUUAAAAGAAAAUUUCAAUAGAACAAAUCUUCAAUUACAAGAUCAACAAGAAAAAUAUCAAAUUGAAAUAGUUAAUCUUCAAAAUGAAAUAAAACAACAACAAGAAAAAUUUGAUAAUAAAAAUCAUAUUCAUGAUGAACGUUAUUCAUCAUCAUUAAAACAAACACAACAAUUAAGUGAUUUACUUGAAACAGAAAGAAAUGAAAAUAAAAAAUUAAAAACUAUCAAUCAACAAUUAGAAAAUGAUUUAAAAGAGAAUAAUCAAUUAUUUUUUGAAAAAACUAAACAAGCCGAUGAUUUAGAUAAACAAUUACAAACAAUAAAUAAUGAAUAUCAAAGUUUAAAAAUAAAAUUUGAUCAAAUAAAAGAUGAAAAAACUAAAUUUAUGAAUGAUAUUAAUUUACUUACGGAAAAAAUACAAAAUUUCGAAAUAGAAAAAUCUGAAUAUUUACAAAUUAUUAAUAAUUUAAAACAAGAUCUAGACGACAACAGAUUAAAUUCUGAUCAAAUGAUAAAAAAGAUUAAAGAAGACAGUCAUCAAGAAAAAAUUCAAAUGGAAAAUAAUCUACAAAAAACGAUUGAAAAUCUUAAACAAGACUUACAAACUACAAAAAAUGAACUCAAAAAUCAUCAAUUAGAAUCAACUGAAGGAAAAAAAUUAAUUCUUGAAAAUGAACAAAUUCAAAUAAAUAAUCUUCGAUCUGAAUUAGAAAAUUUUCAAAAAGAAAAUGAAACAUUGAAUCAAACUAUUAAUGAAUUAAAUCAGAAACUCGAAAAUCAAAUAAUUCAAUCCAAUGCACUAAUUCAAGAUCAUCAAGAAAAACAACAAAAAAUGAAACUUUUAUUAUCACGUCUUAAAAAAGAAUUACAAGAAAAAUCUCAACAACCAAAACAAAGUUUAAUCGAUCUUGAAUUAGCUGAUUAUGAAAAAACAAUUAAAACAUUAAAAGAUAAUUUAACACAUAAAGAUAAAGAAAUUCAAGAUUUACGUGAUGAAUUAACAAGUAUUAAUGAAAAAAAUCUUUCUCUUAAACAAGAAAUGGAAAAUUUAGAACAAUUAAAAUUACAAACUGAAGAACGUGCUGAUAAACUUAAAACAUUAUUAGAUACAACUAAAAGAGAUCUACAAAAUGCUAAAGAUCUUGAACAACAAAGAUAUCAAAAUGAUGAUAAUCUACGAACAUUAUUUGAUAAAUUACAAAUUGAAUUAGAUAAUAAUAAAGUAAUUAUUAGUCAAUUACUUUCGGAAAAACAACAAUUAGUUGAACGAUUAAAUAAUCAAAGUGAAACAAAUCAGAAAACAAUUAAUUUACUUGAACAAAAUUUACAUAUUGCAAAACACGAGUUGGAUAUAGCUAAACAGGACAAAGAAACACUUCAAGAUGAUUUUAAUAAUUAUAAAAUACGAGCACAAAGUGUUCUUAAACAACAAUCGACUCAACGUGAACGUAUACCACCAGUAGCUGAUAAACAAGCUGAACUAGAAGAAACGAUUGAAAAAUUAAAAACAGCUCUUCGAGAAGCAAAUAAUAAAAUUCAAUUAUUAAAAUCUGAAAAUGAAAUAUUACAAAAAGAACAAGAUCGUAUGAAUGAAGUACAAACUAAAAUAAUUAAUGAAUCAAGAAAACGUGAACAAGAUCUUCGAAAACAACAUCAAAUGGAACUUGAGAAGAUGGAAAAUGAAUGUUUAAAACGAACGAAUGAUAGUCAUGAUAUGAUGAAAAGUGUUACACUUCAAAAUGAAACACUUUCGAAAACAUUUAAGGAACAAAUAGCUGCCAUUGAAGCUGAUCAUGAACGUUCAAUAUCAAUUUUACAAAAUCAAUUACAAGCAUCAAAACAAGAAAUUGAACAAUUUAAAAAUCGUAUUGAAUUAUUACGACAAACAAAUGUUGAUAAUGACAAAGAAUCUUCUCAAAUAAUAUUAAAUAAUGAUAUUAAUAAAGAUGAAAUUUCAUGGACUUUUUCAGAACGUCAACAAGGCGAAGGAUCUGAAUCAGCCAGUAUUGAUUAUCAACCACCUGAUGUUGCUGUUAAAACUUUAGAAAACGUUUUAUUCGGUAAUACUCAGACUCCACAAUCGCCAUCAUCCAAUUUGGAAAAACCUCGUCAUAUACUUUUCGAAGAUGUUGAAUUAGAACGUCAACGUAUUGAAGAAGAACUUAAUAAAGCCAAAUAUCGUUUACUUAAUACAACUGAACUUCUUAAUGAAUCAGAAUUAAAUAAUGUACGUUUAAGUGAACAAGUAUCAUUACUUAAAGAUGAAAUACGACGUAUUGAACGUAAUAUGGAUCGUGCUGAAUCAAUAUCAAAUUUAGAAUAUUUAAAAAAUAUAAUUUUAAAAUUUUUUAUAUUAAAAACUACACAUGAACGUUUACAAAUAAUACCUGUUCUUGUUACAAUGCUUAAGCUAAGUCCUGAUGAGCAAGCUAAUCUUGUUCGUGUCGCACAACAAACAACAUCUAUUGUAGACACUUCAUCAAACAGUGAACCUAAUGCACAACAAGUCACUAAUAGUGCUAAUUCAAAUUCUUCUUCUUCUUGGGGUUCUUAUUUAAAUAUUUGGUGA
Messenger RNA from Rotaria sp. Silwood1, 6216 nucleotides. NCBI's taxonomy places the organism in Eukaryota, Metazoa, Rotifera, Eurotatoria, Philodinida, Philodinidae. The record is from the annotation of a GenBank genome assembly.